GUUAGUACGUCCAACCAUCCCCAUAUAAAAUAAGAUUUAGGGAGCAUACAUCCAGCGAACAAAUCUGCCACACAUUUCCACUUUCAGUGAUCUGCGUAGAGAUUCCGACGAUGAGCUGGUGGUGGGCCGGCGCCAUUGGUGCAGCCAAGAAAAGGUUUGGAGAAGAAGAUGACGCGCCACCCAAGCACCAGAGCGUGGCUCUAAUCCUCGGCGUUACCGGCAUUGUCGGCAACAGCCUCGCCGAGAUCCUCCCUCUGGCCGACACGCCCGGCGGCCCAUGGAAGGUUUACGGCGUCGCUCGCCGCGCAAGACCCGCCUGGAACGCCGACCACCCCAUCCACUAUAUCCAGUGCGAUAUUUCCGCCGAGGAAGACGCCCAAUCCAAGCUGUCACUCCUGACAGAUGUCACGCACGUCUUCUACGUGACAUGGGCCCACCGAUCCACCGAGACGGAAAACUGUGAAAUCAACCGGAAAAUGUUACGGAACGUUCUAAACGCCGUUAUCCCAAACUGUCCAGAUCUGAAACAUAUCUGCCUGCAAACCGGCCAAAAACACUACUGGGGACCGUUCGAACUGUCCGGAAAACUCGCGCACGACACGCCGCACCACGAGGAUUUGCCACGACUAGACGCGCCCAACUUUUACUACGCUCUCGAGGAUCUCCUGUUCGACGAGGUUAAGAAAAAGGAGGGAUUAACCUGGUCGGUUCACCGCCCGGCGCUCAUCCACGGCUUCUCUCCGUACAGCAUGAUGAACAUCGUCGGAACUCUCUGCGUCUACGCCGCCAUCUGCAAGCACGAAGGGGCCCCACUGAGAUUCCCCGGCGUUAAAGCUGCGUGGGAUGACUACUCCGUUUGCUCCGAUGCGGAUUUGAUUGCAGAGCAAGAGAUCUGGGCGGCGGUGGACCCAUACGCCAAGAACGAAGCUUUCAACGUCAGCAAUGGCGACGUGUACAAAUGGAAGCAUUUCUGGAAGAUCUUGGCGGAGCAGUUUGGGGUAGAAGAUGGGGGAUUUGAGGAGGGGGAGAGGCUUACUCUGCAGGAGAUGAUGAAGGGGAAAGGGGCUGUUUGGGAUGAGAUUGUGGAGAAAAACAACCUACGACCUACGAAAUUGGAGGAUGUUGGAGUGUGGUGGUUUGUGGAUGUUAUCUUGGGUAUAUGUUAUCCUCUAGACAGUAUGAAUAAGAGCAAAGAGCAUGGGUUUCUGGGGUUUAGGAACACCCAGAAAGCCUUCGUUUCAUGGAUUGAUAAGAUGAAAGCUCACAAGAUUGUUCCUUAAAUUAGUCUAGUCAAAUGUUGUGGUUCUAUUCCUUGUUUUUAGUGUUUGUGUUAAAAAUAUCACCUUUAUGUAAUAAUUUUGGAAUCUUUUUGUUUGGCUUAUAAAUUCUAAUGUCCCCAUGUUUGUCUAUUAAAAAAUUCGGGACCCAAUAUAAA
Messenger RNA from Ipomoea triloba (trilobed morning glory), 1435 nucleotides. Its product is annotated as 3-oxo-Delta(4,5)-steroid 5-beta-reductase-like. Bases 111 to 1280 code for a protein of 389 amino acids. NCBI's taxonomy places the organism in Eukaryota, Viridiplantae, Streptophyta, Magnoliopsida, Solanales, Convolvulaceae. The record is from RefSeq and is a predicted model, not a curated record. The transcript has 2 exons.